This is a messenger RNA of Staurois parvus, 379 nucleotides long. NCBI's taxonomy places the organism in Eukaryota, Metazoa, Chordata, Amphibia, Anura, Ranidae. The record is from the annotation of a GenBank genome assembly.
UUAACCACUUCCCGUCCGGCCCAUGUACAUAAACGCUGGACGGGAGCAGUGCAGGAGCGGGUUGUCGUUCAUAAACGGCGCCCACAUUUUGCAGCCUGUGCGUGCACGGCACCACGAUCCGGUGCCCGCCGUGUCCGGAGGACACAGUGGAACACUGAUUGCUGUAUGGGACCUCUGUGUGAGGUCCCGAUCAUGUGAUCACUGAUUGGCCAAUCAGUGAUCACAUGAAUAGUAGUAAACAAGAUGUCACUUCUGACAUCAUUGCUUACUACAGUACUAGUGAAAUCUGUGAAUGAUCACAGAGGUCACAUGGUACAAGGCUAUUCACAACAGCCUUGUUCCAUGUGCCAAGCUGUGACCAAUCACAGCUCUCCAAGUA